This is a messenger RNA of Lactuca virosa, 666 nucleotides long. The record is from the annotation of a GenBank genome assembly. Lineage: Eukaryota; Viridiplantae; Streptophyta; Magnoliopsida; Asterales; Asteraceae.
AUGAAGGAAUACAGAUUUCUUCCCACCAUUGAAUCAUGUAACAUGUAUAUGAGUUCACUGCUUAGUUUCAAUCGAGCAGACAUCGCGUUACCGUUUUACAACCAAAUGAGAAGAUCCAAGAUCACAAUCAAUGUGUUCACUCUCAACAUGGUGAUGAAUGAUUAUGUUCAAUUAGGGAAACUAGAGAAUGCAGUCCAAGUGUUCGAUGAAAUGCAAGGAAAAACCAAGAAAGCUGCUUAUUUGGUUAAAGAACAUGCUAAAAAGAAAUUAGUACCAAAUUCUUCAACAUUUUCUGCCCUAAUUAAAGCCCAAUGUGCUCGAAAGAACCCAGAUCGUGGUUUUCAACUUUAUAAAAGCAUGGUGAAAAGUAAUUGUCGUCCAAACGAAGAUACUGUGAAGAUGUUGAUUUUAUCAUUCUUGCAAACGGAUGAUUAUGAUGGUGCUUUUGGUGUUUUUAAAGAGAUGUUAGAGAGGCCUAUUGGGCCUGAUUUGGUUGUUUUGAGUGGGUUGUGUAAAGGGUUUUCAAAAGCUUGGAAAGAUAGAUUGGUUAUGGAUCUAUUAAGCGAGGUUGAUAAUUGGUGUUUUAGUUAUGAACGUUAUGAGAAAGUUAAAAGCAUUAUUUGUGACUCUAACAAUGAAGGUAAAGAACUUGAAGAAAAUGUGUAA